GAGAGAAACAGCUGAUUUAGAAAUUUUAUGCAAUCCCUGUGCAAAUGGAUAUGGCCAGCAAUAAAAGUGUUAAGCUUCAAAUCAAUACACCAAGUGGCAGUAUUUCAGCAUACAUGGAGCCAGAGAUGGCCGAAUACUACAGAUCUAACAGUGAAGCCCUUGGAUCCCUUGUUAAGGAGCAUCUUCAGAUGUCUACUACAUUUGAUGGUGCAGCCAAUUCUAUCUCAAGCCCUUCAUCAAGGUCAACCAAUGUCAUCAGCCCAAGCUCAUCUUCUGUCAUCAGACCAAGCCCAAGCUCAUCUUCUGUCAUCAGACCAAGCCAAAGCUCAUCUUCUGCUGUCAGACCAAGCCCAAGCUCAUCUUCUGCCGGCAGAGCAAGCCCAAGCCCAAGCCCAUCUUCUGUCAUCAGACCAAGCCAAAGCUCAUCUUCUGCUGUCAGACCAAGCCCAAGCUCAUCUUCUGCCGACAGAGCAAGCUCAAGCCCAUCUUCUGUCGUCAGACCAAGCCCAAGCCCAUCUACUAGCACCUCUUCAACAGAUACAGAGGGUUCGGGAUGCGGUGCAUGGAACAGAAGUGCAACAUUACUUCUCCUAGAAGAUUAUAGGAUAAUCUCGAAGAAAGUUGAAGCUGGUCAAAAAACAAAGAAAUCCAUGUGGAAUGAAAUCUCAGCAAAUCUUAAGAAAAGGGGUUACAGCUAUACACCAGACCAAGUUAGUGGAAGAUUUAAGACUUUGGUAAGGGGUUAUAAAAACUUCAAAGAUCAUCAGAAGAAAAGUGGGAAUGGAACAAAAGCUUUUGAAUAUAAAGAAGAAAUGGAAGAAUUAUUGGGGCAAGAUCCUGCAGUUGUACCAGUAAUAACACUGUCCAGCACAGCACAGAAUGCUACAGAUAUUGAUGAUAGUCUAGACUCCAGUAGAGACGGAGAUGAAACUGAAGAUACCACUAGUGCAGCAAGUAAUGCAACAGUCUCUGAAUCUUCCAAGAGAAAGAAGCCAAAUACAAAUGAUCCUGUCGAUGCAAACAAGAAAAGAAGAUGUUCCUCGAGAGCUGAUGUUAUCCAGUCUUUAAAUGAUUUGAUGAAAAAUCAAGAGUCAGAAAAUGAAAAGAAAGAAGCUCGACAUAGAGAAAAACUUGAUGUCUUGAAAGAGUUGGUGGGAGCUUUAAGCAAGAAAUGA
Messenger RNA from Pecten maximus, 1175 nucleotides. RefSeq lists its product as uncharacterized. Lineage: Eukaryota; Metazoa; Mollusca; Bivalvia; Pectinida; Pectinidae. The record is from RefSeq and is a predicted model, not a curated record. The transcript is spliced from 4 exons. Bases 45 to 1175 code for a protein of 376 amino acids.